Molecule: messenger RNA, 1176 nt
Organism: Aspergillus sclerotioniger CBS 115572
Lineage: Eukaryota; Fungi; Ascomycota; Eurotiomycetes; Eurotiales; Aspergillaceae
Product: Zn(II)2Cys6 transcription factor
Exons: 2
Coding region: 1-1176 (391 amino acids)
Biological process (GO): regulation of transcription by RNA polymerase II
Molecular function (GO): DNA-binding transcription activator activity, RNA polymerase II-specific; zinc ion binding
Source: RefSeq, a predicted model, not a curated record
AUGCGAGCCAGCACGCAGACCAGAGGUCGUCGGUCCCACCAGAAGUCACGACAUGGUUGCCAGCAAUGCAAGUUGCGCAAGGUGAAGUGUGGUGAAGAGAAGCCAAGUUGUAUCAAUUGCAGGAGGCACGGAGUGACUUGCUCCUUUGCCCAGAGCCCCUCAUGUCAUGACCGUUCACCCUCAUGUAAUCAGGUCCCAACACCCCAGGACAAUACCAGGACAAUAGUCUCCGGUUCCCCUGGCAGUGAUGGCCAGUCGCAGGCAGCAGUGGCACCGGACCUUGCCAUCGCAGACUUGGAGUUGCUUCACCAUUUCACCACCUCCACCGCCUACACCUUCUCACACCACCCUGUCUUGCAAUCAUUUUGGCGCGUCGAGGUCCCCCAGAUCGGGUUCACCGCGCCAUACACUCUCCAGGCAAUUUUGGCUCUGUCGGCCCUGCAUCUUGCCACCCUACGUCCGGAGAGGUCGCAGUCAUACAUCGCUCAAGCGAACAUCCAUCACGAAGCCGCAUUGAAACUCGCCACCCCCGAGAUGGCCAACAUUACCCCGGAGAAUUCAGCACCCCUGUUCCUUUUUUCCGCCCUAUCGACCUUUAUCUGGUGCGCGAAGCCGCUCAAACUGGGCAAUUUCCUGUUUUGGGAAAACCACGAGAUCGCCAGCUGGCUCGUGCUCAUCCGAGGCACCGGAACUAUUCUCGAUUUUGCCGAUGAAGCAUUGAAGAACGGACCCUUGGCUUCAAUGUUCAGCGCCCGAGCUCGAAAUAGAAUUUCUGAACCAGUCCCACAACACCAAGUUCUCGAGAACUUGCGAAAUUUGGUUAUGGCAGAUGUUCAAGAGGAGCACACGGCUAAUAUUUGCAACAUUGUCAUUGAUGAGAUGAACCGACCGUUCAUCUUGUGCUUAGAGAGAAACCUGAGGCUCGAGACUGCGGAUGUUUUCAUUUGGCUGUUGCGCGUACCUCAUGAGUUUCUGCUCCUGCUUAAGGACUAUCAGCCGCUUGCUAUGGUGAUUGUUGGUUACUUUUGCGUGGUCCUUCACCAGCUCGAGUGGAUGUGGUGUAUGAGGGGAUGGAGCACUCACCUUCUCUCGCAGAUCUAUAACCAGCUCAGUCCGGCGUAUCGAGCUUGGAUUCGGUGGCCAAUCGAGCAGAUUGGAUUUCUUCCGCCUAGAUGA